AUGUCUCCCGAUGCAAACUGUGCUCCUCGAAGCUUGACAGAAGUAUAUGGUGGCGUACAGCGCCUACAGCGGCUUGUCGGCUCGGUGGCAACUUCGAUUUUGAGACAUGACUGCCUUGGUCCAGACCAGGCCACAAUGGCCGACUUCCUCUCACAUGCUCUCCUCGAGGAAGAGUCUGGUCAUCCGACCCUCGAACUCUCGACCAUCCAGACUGCCAAUCUGCAGUUUUUCGUCAUCCUUUUGCAGAUUUACGGCAGAGUAAAGGCUGUUUCCGGCAAGCAUGUUGGCGAGGUUUCGCUUGCCGAGAGCCUUGAGGAAGCGUGGACAAGACGUUUCCCCGGACAGUUGUAUGGCCCGGGCCUUGUUCAGAGAGCUUAA
Molecule: messenger RNA, 378 nt
Organism: Canariomyces notabilis
Lineage: Eukaryota; Fungi; Ascomycota; Sordariomycetes; Sordariales; Chaetomiaceae
Exons: 2
Coding region: 1-378 (125 amino acids)
Source: RefSeq, a predicted model, not a curated record